Syngnathus acus (greater pipefish) is the source of this 5640-nucleotide messenger RNA. It is a transcript of the gene sun1, whose product is annotated as Sad1 and UNC84 domain containing 1. The record is from RefSeq and is a predicted model, not a curated record. The transcript has 23 exons. The coding region runs from base 1274 to 4471 and encodes 1065 amino acids. Gene Ontology annotation, cellular component: nuclear envelope; meiotic nuclear membrane microtubule tethering complex. Gene Ontology annotation, molecular function: protein-membrane adaptor activity. NCBI's taxonomy places the organism in Eukaryota, Metazoa, Chordata, Actinopteri, Syngnathiformes, Syngnathidae. Gene Ontology annotation, biological process: nuclear envelope organization.
AAGUACGAUCAAAUCUGGCCAGAAAAUAAGCUCAUUAACGUCCAAAUUUGCGCUGCAUAACCACUGCGAUUGUUAGUCACGAUGUAGGCUGGUCCCAAAAAACGCUUCUAAAUUUAGCACGGCCGGACGGACCAUGUUGCCGUCCGUGUGCAGCUGGUCGAGUGCUGUAACCGAUUUGACUCUCGCUACCCCGUCGUUGUUUUAAGGCCAGCGGCUAGCUUGCAGGUGGUUUGGCGUAAAGGAGCGAGCAAAGCUGACGUACAGAGCAGACAUACAACACUUGUCAAAGUGUCGGCGUGCUGCACGUUUAUGCUCAACACAAGUGCGAGGGUGCCGGUGUGUUUCUCAGAGAGAGUGCAAUGUUCAACCUGUCUCUUUGUAGUAGAAGGUUAGCAAAGCCGCAAUGGCAAUUUUGGAAGCUUGUUUGGGGUGCUUUGGUUGGCAAUGAGAUAAGUCAUCUUCAUCGAAUUAGAUUGCAAAAAAACCUCUUGGCUUAGUUAAGAGCUGAUCGCCCCCCCCUCCUGGUUUUUGGAUCUUUGCUCCAGCUUAUCCUACUUUUGGACUCAAGGGUCCUGAUUUGAAACAAUUAUGAGCUGAGACUCGAGCGGUGGGAUUGCAGGAUUUGGCCAUCUGUUUGUUUGCAUUUGUCUCUGCACGAAAAGACAAUCUCCAAGAAAGCGUGAGUUAAAAAAAAAAAAAAAAAUUAUUCUGGCAACUCUGUAAGGAAGAUUGAAGGUGGCUUGGUUAUGUACCUGAGGGGACCCACAGACUGAAAAUAGUGUCCCUCUUUUAUAAAACAACCAGGAGUCUCUAAAAAUGUAAAAAUCGGCCACAAAGCAAGAGUGUUUGUUGACGGCAAGUUGUAAGGGUGGAAAAGUGCAAAAAUAGCAAAAUGCUCAUAGAAAUUGUGGCGCUAAAUUCAACAUUACAAUUCAUUUAGCACACCAUGCAUUUAACUAGCUGUUAGCAGUUAGCCACAAGUUCUUGGCUCAUAACCAAUUGUGUUUACCCAAUCUGAAAAUGCAGGUUCCAAUGUGUCAAGUACAACUUCACUGCCUUGUCUUUUCCCGCCCGUUUGCCUAAAGAAAAAAAAAAAAAAAACUGGCCACACCCCUCAGUUUCAUAACACUCUCUUCCCUGUGUGCGAAGCUCACACACACAAGUAGUAGCUUCAGCCUGGAGACGGCUCGAGGACUAAGAGGAUCUGCUUGCCCGUCAGUCACUACCACAGGGGGGACACGACCGCUUAUCGGUUCCAGUCAACGGCGGCAACAUGGAGGAAAAGUCUAAGCAAAGAAGAAUGACCAUGGAUUUUUCCCAACUGCACACAUACACGCCGCCGCAGUGUGCUCCGGAGAACACCGGCUAUACCUACUCCCUCAGCUCCAGCUACUCGACGGCAGCGUUGGAGUUUGAGAAGGAGCACCAGAUUGCUCCGGUCUACGAGUCGCCCAGGAUGUCACGGCGGAGCCUGCGUCUGCAAAACAUGGCCGAUCACCAUGGCAACGACAGCCUUAUGGACUACACCAGAAGCCAGAGCAGCUAUGCUUCCAGGAAAGAGUCACGGACGCUCCGGGGGAGAAAGCUGCAGUCCAACACCUUGUCGUUGUCCCUGAGCCAAGCCGACACGCCCAGGCAGCACCUCAGCUUCUCCGCCAUCUGCACCCCGUUAAGCAGCAGCACCAGGGUGGAGGAAAGCAACGCGGCGGCGUUUGCCGGCAGCCUGCGUGACUGCGCCGCCGACCACCUGAGACAGCGCACCGUCACGACCACCACGACGUCAGUCGACGGCAUCUGGGGAAGGACGUCCCACUCCGUGCACGGCUCGUCCAACGUCAACGGCGACGUGGAUGCUUCCAAGUCCUACGUGACGCACGCCAACGGCUUCAUCUGUAAGGACUGCUCCUUCCAUUCUGAAAAGAACGACUCCCUCAUCACGCACACGUCAUCGACAUCAUCGCCGUCGUCUCGCGCCGAAGGAGCGUGCGCCGAUUCCCUCUACUACUCGUCGUCACCUUUCGCAACUAUAUACACCAGAGACCGGAGUCAGAAGAACAAGACAGGCAUCCUAACGUCAGUGUCCAAUACGUGCGUGCGUCUGAGCAAAAAAGUCCUGGCUCCUUUUGUGUCUAUCUUCACCAUGCUUUGCAGCAGCGUACUCUGGCUACACACGCGAACCACAAGCGGCACACAAGGAAGAGCAGGCGUCUUUGCGUCAUGCACGGACUCCCUGAGACAGACGGCGUCCUCCAGUUUGUCCCAAGUGUGGCUACUCAAGCGCAGGGUGAUGGGCGACAGCUCUGAAAACUCUCAAGUACAAGCUCACUCGAGUUACUGUGGAAGCAUGAAUGUUAAAGAUCUGGUGACAGAAGACGCAUCACAUCUCAAUCUCAAUGGUUCCCUAUGUGAUGACUGUAAAGGGAAGCAGUCCUUUGAGACGCACACCGUCCUCGUCACUCAAUCCUCCAGGUCCCGGCGCCUGGCGGAGGCGCUGUGGAGCCUUCUGGCUUGCGCAGGUUACUGCUUCCUCCGGCCGGGUCACUACGCGGUGAGAGGCGCUAAAGCUUUGGGCUCAGGGGUCAGCACGCUGACGCAGAGACUGUUUACGUUGCUGUGGACAAUCCUAGCGGCUCCAGGGAAGGCAGGCCGGGGUCUUCUGUGGUUUCUCGCCAGUGGCUGGUACCACCUUGCAUCCCUCGCGUCUCUCCUCAACGUCUUCUUUCUGACACGGUGCCUUCCAAAACUCUGGAAGCUCCUCCUGCUUUUACUGCCGCUCCUGCUCUUCUUAGCUUGGUGGCUGUGGAGCCCGCCCGUCGCCGUCCUGCUCAGCUACUUACCAGCCGCAAACCUCACCGAGUGGCGUCCUUCCUCCCUGAUCACGUACCUGUCUAUCUUAAUGCCAGCCUCCGCUCCGGUUCCUGUAUCUGCUCCGGUUCCUGUACCUGCUGCAGAGUUCCAGACCUCAGCUCCCGUUUCACAAGCGCCACCAAUUGUAGUCUCUAGUUUGGACAUGGAGCGCCUCGAGCGUCUGGAGCGCCAGCUAGCGCUCCUGUGGCAGCGAGUCCAGCAGAGCGAGCAGAAGCAGGAGCAGCAGGACACGGACAUAAUGGCUCUGUACGCCACGCUGAGGGAGAAGCUCCACGCCGAGACCGACAGGGAGACGCUGGGACUGUGGGUGUCGUCCCUGCUGGAGCAGAGGCUGGGCGUGUUGCGAGGAGAGCUGAGAGAGGACCACGCCCUCAGAGAGCAGAACGAAGAGCAGCUCAAAGCGCUACAAGGGAGUCAAACGACACGGUUGGCCGAGUUGGAACUGCUGCUCGGCGCUCUGGCUGCCAAGACUGAGACCGUGCAACAGAGGCAGCAGCAAUAUGAACUUGACAAAGAGAAAAUUGAAGUCGGCGUCGCUCCAGCAGUAGACACGCCUCCUCUUAGUGUGGGAGUGAAGCAGGAGACGCACAAUGCGUUGCAGGCUGAGGUGCAAAGACUUGAGAUGGAUUUGGUAAAAGUCAGGCAGGACCUGCACGCCGUCAUGGGAUGCAGGGGCAAGUGUGAGCAGCUGGACUCGCUGCAGGAGACGAUGUCGGCUCAGGUUUCCUCCCAAGUGCGUAAGGAGUUGCACGCUCUCUUCUUCGGCAGCGGCUCGUCAGAUCAGUCUCAGGAGGAACUGCCUGAGUCUCUGGUGGUCUGGCUCUCCCAGCGCUACGCCACCACACCCGACCUGCGGGCGUCGCUGGUUGCCCUGGAGCACAGCAUCCUGAGCAAUGUUUCUCAGCAGCUGCAGCUGAGCCGUGUCGAGACUCUCAGCGAGGCCGAGUCCAAGGCCGCGUCCAUCGCUGGCGCGGCGGCCAUCACGGUGCAGAACACUGCCUCGACCGAGUGCUUGUCGGAAGAGCAAGUAAAAUUGAUCGCCCAGAAUGUGCUGAAGCUCUACUCGCAGGACAAGACCGGUCUGGUGGACUAUGCCCUGGAGUCUGGAGGCGGGAGCAUCCUCAGCACUCGCUGUUCAGAAACACACGAGACCAAGACAGCCCUCAUGAGUCUGUUUGGCGUCCCGCUCUGGUACUUCUCCCAGUCCCCUCGAGUUGUCAUCCAGCCUGACAUGUACCCAGGCAACUGCUGGGCGUUCAAAGGCUCACAGGGUUACCUCGUGAUCCGGCUUUCUAUGAGAAUCCGGCCCACGUCCUUCUGCUUGGAACAUAUUCCCAAAGCGCUGUCCCCCACCGGGAACAUCAGCAGUGCCCCUCGUAACUUCACAGUCUUUGGACUGGAUGACGAGUACCAAGAAGAAGGCGACUUGCUCGGUCACUACACCUACCAGGAAGACGGAGAAUCGCUGCAAAUCUUCCCUGUUAAGGAGCCGACGGAGAAGACUUUCCAAGUCAUGGAGGUCCAGGUGAUGUCCAACUGGGGGCAUCCCGACUACACUUGUUUGUAUCGCUUUCGAGUCCACGGAGAACCUCGCCCUCAGUGAACCAACCACUGCGAAACACAAAAAACUGUUGUACAUACAGCAAAGGCGCUCUGAAGUCCUCGUGGAUGUGAGGCUGACCAGAUGGUGGCAGGGGUUUUUUCUUUUCUUUUUUUGUGCUGAAAGAAUAACAGGGACAUCCAAAUGGAGACUUGAGGACAAGAACUGAAGUCUUUUGAUUUCCUAAGAGACAUCUUGCACUGAAUGAACUUACGGGGGCAAAAGACUAACUCAAACCACCCAAAAUGAAACGUGGAAGGCUUCACUCCCUCCUUCCUCUCAUCCUGCUUUUUAUUGGGAUUUGGCCUGUUUAUUUCUUUUCUUUUUUUUGUACCUGUUUUUAUUUUGCUGGCCAUUGUACGUGGUCAUCCAUUUUACGCCACUAGCUGAUUGGAAUGAUUUACUACUUUGUGAUGCAUUUCACCCUUUAAGGACACUGCAACCCACUUGCGGAGGUUCUUCCGCUCUGUAAAUUAAUCAGCAUAGACAAAAUGCGUCAGUGUCAUGUUGGAUGGACUUUCUCUCGCAAUUUUCUUUUAACAACGGCUUUUAAGAGAGAGUUGCCUCUGAAAGUCAUGUGCCCGGAUCUCCAAUUGGCAAUCAAUUUGGAAUGGUUAGUAUCUUCAUUACUGGGGAUUUUUUUUUUUUUAAAUAACAUUCUGUUCCUCUUUCCUUUAAGCUAAGUUAUCCGCUUCCUUUUAUCCGAGACCUAGACCAAAUGUAACCUGUAUAUUUGAUGUCCAUCAUAUAGUCUGUAUUUUUAUUAAAUUUGCUUUCAUCAGUGUUGAUUUAUAUCAGAAUAACCUAUCGCUAUUGUUUAUUAUUUUUGCCCGUUUGUUUUGGGGAAUGAUGUUUUUGUAAGGAUGCACUGCAGAUGUAGGCCUUCUUUAAUUGGGAGGGGUUGACUUGUGAUUUUGAUUGCAAAUAUAAGUGGAAUGCCUAAAUUUUGUACAAAAAAUGUUUUAUCCCACUUUUUUAUUUAUUACAAGGUCAAUUGAUGACUGUGUUAAACGAAUUCUGCCUUGUAUAUUUUGUCGAAAGCUAUUUAGUGCAUUUUGAAAACAUCUUGGGAUUUAAUUUUGUUUUUUUUAAGAAAAAAGAUAAAUGGCUAUUUUUGGUUGUCGUAAGACAAGUGCUUUGGAAUAUAUUCCAAUAAAGAGCUUAAUUUUGAA